Messenger RNA from Brassica napus (rape), 2681 nucleotides. RefSeq lists its product as uncharacterized. The coding region runs from base 186 to 2438 and encodes 750 amino acids. The transcript has 17 exons. Lineage: Eukaryota; Viridiplantae; Streptophyta; Magnoliopsida; Brassicales; Brassicaceae. The record is from RefSeq and is a predicted model, not a curated record.
GAUAGCUAUGAGACCUACGCGCUAGCCAACUGCGCCACCACCCCGAUGUUUAACCAAGCUUGAACUAAAUUUAAUAGACUGAGUUUAUCACCUUUACUUCUUCUACCUCCCGCCGGCUCGAUGCUUGCCGGUUAAACCCUUGUAAAAUCUCCAGAUUCCUGAAACUCAUUGACCACGAUUCAGAAAUGUCUAGCAGCAGAAGCCUCAAUUUGAAGAAAAUUUCGUGGCUUUCUUCUCGGAUCGUCUCAGGAUGUCGGCGACCCGUUGCUAUCGGUGGAGACAGGGACAUUGUGUCGAACACAUUGGUCGGAACUCGCGGAUUUGCGUCAGUGAAACGAGUGUCUCGAGCUUCUUCUUCUCCACAUGCUGAUUUGCUCUCUUAUGUUAGAGCUUCACUUGAUAAGCUUGAAGGUCCUUCCCAUCAUUGGUUGAAUCGUGACUUUGAGACUAAACAGCUUUUCAAGGACAAAGGGACUUAUCUAGUUCUUGUUGGCGAUUUGCUUAAUGGAGAUCCGAGUGGUUUCUUUGAGAAACUCAAGUUGCUUCAGCAGAGGUCUCCUGGAGUCUGUUUCAUGGGUAUCCACUUCAGUGAUCAAGCUCGAAUCACCGAUGAUCGAGCUGCUUUAGCUGAGUUGAUUGUUAAGGAGUAUCUUACUUUUCCUGUACUACUUUCUCAGAAAGAUUUUCCAAAGUCAAGUGGAGAAGACGUGCGCUACUUCGUGUUUAGAGAUUUUAAGAACCCUUUAAUCUACCAAGACAAGGAUCUGGAUAUUGCUUCUGUAGCUAAAGCUCUUGACAGCCUCAGUCAAGAUACUGAGAAAUCAAAGUCCGUCAAACUUUUCACCAACACUUGGUCAAAACAGGCUGAUGCUAUCAAAGAACCACAUUUCUCUUCUUUCUUGCAGGAUUUGUUUUUUUACUUUCCAGGUUGUAUCUCUGCAGACGAAGUUGGAGAUUGCCUAUUUCUUUCUGAUAGCAACCAUCAUCGUAUUAUCAAAUCCAAUAGUAAUGGGGAGAUAUUAGACAGCAUUGGUUGUUUCCCAGGUUUUGAGGAUGGAGAAUUCGAAUCUGCAAAGAUGCUACGUCCUGCGGCCACUCUUUAUGACGAAGAGGAGGAUUGCCUCUACAUUGUAGAUUCUGAGAACCAUGCCAUUAGAAGAGCAAAUAUAAAGACGCGGGUCCUGGAAACGGUAUAUCCAAAGGUUAUCAAGAAGAGUGUUGGCUUAUGGUCUUGGGUAAUGGAGAAAAUGGGUUUUGAAAAAGAUGAAGAAACAACAGUUGAUGCUGAUGCUAAAUCAGAAGAGUCUGAUGCUCCCUCCCUCAUGUUUCCAUGGCAUAUACUGAAGCGUGAUGAUGAUAGCCUUGUAGUCAUUAACAAAAGCUUUUCCAAGUUGUGGAUAAUUAACUUAGCUUCUGGAGAGAUCGAAGAAGUUGUGGAAGGGUUCCAGGGGAUAAUGGAGGUCUAUCGGGAAUUGAUCACGGAGAAGCUAUCAGUCUUGAAACAUUUGCCUUCUACUUGGUUGCAACAGCAAACUAAGGCAAUCACCUCAUGCAAGGAGCAGCCAAGUGCUGCUCUUUUGUCUUCUUUCUCUGAAUUUGGAGACCACAUUGUCAUGACAGAUACAGCUGGUCAGAGGGUGUUGAAGCUAAAUAGAGAAUCUGGAGCAUGCUCUAGCAUACAGUUUUCAAACAUUGGGAUCCUUGGGUUGCCCUAUUGGUUGUCCACUCCACUGGAGAGAGUUUUCAAUCUAGCUAGCGGAGUACAAGAAGCACACAUCAGCCAUAUUCAUCAACUCCGGUUAUUACCAGGUAAAAUUAGCAUACGGUUGAGCAUAGAGAUCCCACAAUGCACAGAGCUUGUUGAACCGUUACAAGAAAGCUGCAUCUGGCGACAGGCGAGAGGUUCAAUCACUGAAGUCUCAAAUGCUGGAAGUGCAGUGGAACCUUCUGAAAAGGUUGGAGUCUCACAACAAUGGUAUGAUGAAUUAGACAACCUCGCCAAAGAAAUAGUCAACCCUGAAUUAGCUGAGGAAAAGGAAGAAGAGCAAGAAGAAGAUGUUUCUCAGGUGGAGAGUGAAGAUGAUGGACGGAUACACAUCGAUUGCUCUGUCAAUACAAGUCCUGGCACAAGCGAGCUUAUUGUUUAUGCAGCUUUGUAUCUAAGACUUGCAAAGAACGAAGAGACAGAAGGUGCGAGCCAGGAAAAGCUGGCGAGAAGAAUAGCAGACGUUUUAAAGCCAGCAAGGAACAUGACGACUAUGGAUGAAGAAUUGUUUGUGAAAGUGUUGUUGAAGUCAAAGAGAGAAGUGAGAGACAUUGUAUUCUUGAAGCCGGUGCAUGUGCGCAUAAGGUUUGACACGAUGGAUCACCCAAAGGCCGAUAACUCAAGAGACAUAAUCUUGACGGAUUCUUCUGCUCAGGUCGAUGUCUCUCUUUGAUGACGAUAGAGCCGUGCGUGCAAACAAUGCUAUUUUCUCUUACACAUAGUGGCAUUACAAGGUAAACAAUAUUAUUAGUCGGCCCAGUUUUAUGUAAUGGGGUCACAAUCACAAAUUAUUCAAAUAAUCCUAAUGGAUAUUGUAUCAAUCUCAAUCGUAUUUGCAAGAGCCUCAUAGAGAAGGUUGUUGACUUGAUUUUGUAACAAAAGAGUCGGAAGAUAAUUCAUCAUCAUUGCCAAGUCA